This is a messenger RNA of Poecilia latipinna (sailfin molly), 1521 nucleotides long. Its product is annotated as trimethylguanosine synthase-like. The record is from RefSeq and is a predicted model, not a curated record. NCBI's taxonomy places the organism in Eukaryota, Metazoa, Chordata, Actinopteri, Cyprinodontiformes, Poeciliidae. The coding region runs from base 85 to 1506 and encodes 473 amino acids. The transcript has 8 exons.
AAUAAUUAAAAUGCAUAUUUUCUUACAUUGACAGAAUCAGAAGAUGCGGAAGAGGAAGAAAUCUUGGAUGAAGAGUCUGAGCUGAUGGCUAAGAUGGGUUUGCCUGUAGCAUUUGCCAGCUCUUCUGAACAGAAGGUUCAGAAAAAAAGAAGGCCAAACAGAAAGCCCAUCACACGAACAGAAGAACUGCCUAGAGAGGGACAUCAGAAUGAAGUGCACCAAGUAAUGGAUGUUGCAGAGGAGAUCCAUGACACUUCCUGGGAAAACUACUGGGUUCAGAAUGGACAGAACCUGCUGUGGAACUCCUGGCUGGAAAAGCAUCCAGACACCAGUGCUCCAUCUGGAGACCGUCUUGGAGCCGUCACUGCUCCCUGGAAUAAUCCAGACACAAAAGCUCUCUGGGACCAACUGGCUGCAGAGACUUACUACUUGUAUUGGGAGCGAUUUUCAUAUUGGACAUCACUGGGCUGGACUACUGAGCCUCAAAUGUGUAACUCGAACACUAGUGAUGAAGUGGAGAGUGACACUCUGAUACAGUCAGAAGAACAAAGUGAAGGGGAAACUGGAGCUGGGAGCCGAGAGGAAGAAAAUAAAGUUGAUAUUAUGAGUAAUCUGCUCAGAGAAAACUGCAUAAUAGAGCAAAGCAGGAGCUGUGCAGCUGACUUGGAGACCAACAGAUUCCUGUUUUUUAGAGCUGAUGUUGGAAUGCAGUCAGAUGAGUGUUACUGUGGGGAACCUUCAGAUGCUGGGGAUGAUCAGAAGGAACCCCCUGGGAGCUCUCAGGACAGCUCGGCUAAACAAACAGAUUCGAAGCCAGUCGCUGUCCUACCUCAGAGAGUCUGUGGCUCAAACAGUAAAACUUCAAAGAGAACAGGUGAUGAAGAGGGUGAUGAUGACAAGCACCCAAGAAGAUUUAUGAAAACCAAAUGCAGUCAUGAGUUGGAUGUGGAGGAGUGUCCACAGCUUACACUGAAGGAGGUUUGGUCCAAACUAGGACUCAAGCACAAACUCCAGCCCCAGUUGGGAAUUGUCAUAAACUAUAAACAUUUCAAUGGUCCAAGGCCUAAAAAGACUAAUGAGGUAGUUGGAAACAUCAACAAACACACCAGAUUCUCUGAGAUGGAUGGAGAUGACUCGAAUCAAAUUAACCCUGCCCUCUACAAGGUUCAAAAUUUUCUUCAAAACUUGCCAAGGGAAGCUCAGAUGACGGAUGUAAAAGAGGAAAAGAGAAAUAAGGGAAUUAAGAAGAAAAAUGAUGAGCCUGUAGAAGAAGAAAGAUGCAAUUGUGAAUCCACUUCAGAAACAAAAAUGAUGGAGGACAAUGAAUGUUCCUCUUACUCCAACUUCACUGAAAGAUCUGUGGAAGAGCCAAGGGAUGUGGAGAAUCCUGGGAGAUCACUAACAUUUCAAGAGAAGCUGGACCUUGUUCCAUCACACACACUUGAAGGUAUCAAUUUUCUUUCAUUUAUUGAAUAUGUUUGGGUUUCUAUUCUCAAUGUACUGUAACACACUGUUCACAAU